UAUAUGAAAAUUGACAGCUUUUCUAUAGGUGGAAAUAAUAAUGUUAUUAUUAUUAUCAUCUCUGUGAUUUCUCUCUUUUAAUUCGCGUAACGUCUGAUUUGCAAAUAUGGGUAUAAGUAGAGAUCACUGGCAUAAAAGGCGUGCCACCGGUGGAAAACGGAAACCUUUAAGGAAGAAAAGGAAAUUUGAGUUAGGUCGACCGGCUGCUAACACUAAGCUGGGCUCUAGAAGAAUACAUCAUGUGAGAACUCGAGGUGGAAACAUUAAGUAUAGAGCUUUACGGUUAGAUACAGGAAAUUUUGCAUGGGGUUCUGAAGGACAAGCACGCAAAACUCGUAUUAUUGACGUUGUUUACAAUGCUAGUAAUAAUGAACUGGUGCGUACAAAAACCUUGGUAAAGAAUGCUAUUGUCACCAUUGAUGCCACACCAUUUAGGCAGUGGUACGAAAGUCAUUACGUUGUACCGUUGGGUCGCAAAAAAGGGGCGAAGUUGUCAGAAGCAGAGGAAGCUGUUUUGAAUAAAAAGCGUAGUAAAAAAGUUGCUAAGAAGUAUGAAGUAAGACAGAAAACUGCUAAAGUAGAACCUGCAUUAGAAGAACAAUUUCAGACUGGACGUCUGUUAGCAUGCUUGUCUUCAAGACCAGGUCAGUGUGGGCGUGCUGAUGGUUAUGUUUUAGAAGGAAAGGAGCUCGAGUUUUAUAUGAGAAAAAUAAAAUCCAAAAAAGCUAAAUAAAAUGUAUGGGAAGUA
Messenger RNA from Agrilus planipennis (emerald ash borer), 748 nucleotides. Its product is annotated as 40S ribosomal protein S8. Gene Ontology annotation, biological process: translation; maturation of SSU-rRNA from tricistronic rRNA transcript (SSU-rRNA, 5.8S rRNA, LSU-rRNA). Lineage: Eukaryota; Metazoa; Arthropoda; Insecta; Coleoptera; Buprestidae. The transcript is spliced from 4 exons. Bases 107 to 733 code for a protein of 208 amino acids. Gene Ontology annotation, molecular function: structural constituent of ribosome. Gene Ontology annotation, cellular component: ribosome; cytosolic small ribosomal subunit. The record is from RefSeq and is a predicted model, not a curated record.